CUCUUCUUGCUCGCGAGGCUGCGGUGCUUGGCCGGGCCCGUGGCGGGCGUGCGGGCAGCAGAGGGGGAUGUUUCUGUUGCUUUCUCUUUUGUUUUUGGUAAAAGUGAGGCAGGCACUCACACCUCACGCCGUGCUGCCAGCACACUUGCUCUGCCUGGGAAAAGCCGCUCGUAGCAGAAGAGGAAGCAGCAGCCAAGGCAGAGGGGUGCUGCUGCGAGCCCGGGGGGUGCCGCUGUGCCCUGGGGGGUUCCGGGAACCCCAAAAGGAAGGGGAUCCGGAGAGGACGGAGCCCGAAAGCUGGGGAUCCCCGAGCAGCCCAUGCUGGGGUGGUUGCUGCUGGCGCUGGCGGCGCUGGCGCGGGGCGGCACCGCCGAGCCCCCCGACUUCUCCUGCUUUAAGCAAUGCGGCUCCUGCGACUUCCUCUGCUCCUGGCCGCCCCGUGGCCCCGCUGGCAACACCACCUACGUCCUGGUGCUGUGCUAUGCCACAUCACGGACGUGCUGGCGGUACAAGGCGGGUGCCGCCACGACCUACACCCUGCCGCGGCACCGCGUCUACGUCCUCACCAACACCACGGCCUGGGUGGAGGCGCGGUGGGGACCCCACCUGCACCGCAGCCCCAACCUCACCCUGUACCUCAACGAGGCCGUGAAGCUGGAUCCUCCCCCCGAUGGGAUGAAUUUCGCCAAGGCCAAGGGGCUCCUGCAGCUCCAGGUGCCGCGGCCGCCGUUGCGCGGCAGGGAGCGGGAGCUGAGCAGGGAGGCUCGCUUCCGCGGGGUGGGCAACCACAGCUGGACGCAGGUGCUGUGCGAGACAGGGAAGAGCGAGGACAGCAAGGAGGACCCAGUGACCUGCGACCUGGGGGGAAACGCUGCCUUCGAGGUCCAGCUCCGGCAGAAGACGCAGCACUGGAGCAGCUACUGGAGCGACUGGAGCAAAUCCAUCUUCGUCCCUGAGGAAAUCCUGGAGAGCCCAGAGCUGAGCUUCCAGCUGGGAAACCUGGGGAAAAACGGGCAGAGGCUGCUGCAGCUGAGCUGGCAGAGAGCUCGCGAGGAGCAGGGGAACGUCACCUACACGCUGAGCACCCACAUGCCGGCGUGCCGCUGCGCCGCGCUGCCCGAGGCCGACGAGGUGGUGCUGGGACCCGAGGUGAGGGCGCACAACCUCACCCUCUGUGGGGCCGAGUACGAAAUCCUACUGACGGCAACCAACGCCGCCGGCACCAGCCCCACGCGGCAGCUCCACGUGCCGCCCGAGCAGCACGCAGAGCUCAGCUUUAAGGACAUCAGCUCGGCCGGCGAGGCAGGUGACGGUGCGAUGGGAGGCGCCGAGCCGCGGCUUCGCCUACUGCUUCGAGCAGCAGCCGCUGCCGGGAGCGCGCCGACGGGGUGUCUGCGUCCAGCAGGAGUUCCCUGCAAAGAGCUCCCACCUGGAGAACAGGUCGCUGGAAGCGCCGGCGUGUUACCGGCUCGCCGUGCACGGCUGGAGCGCGGAGCAGGGCUGGGCCACCUUCGCCCUGCAGCAUCAUUUCGCCGGCAACACCUCGCUGGCCUCCUCCAUCCGCAUCAACGCCAGCGCCGAGGCCGCCUGUCCUCCGGUGGGAACCGUCCCCUCGUGCCACCUGCCCCGGGGCGCUGGCGAGGUACCUGGUGUGCCACGCGGCUGAAGGGGACAACGAGACGUACGGCGAAGCAGACUGCGUUGGCCUCGCGCUACACCCUCCGAAACCUGCGGCCGGGCACAGCCUACAGGGUCGGCAUCCAGGAGGUGGCAGCGGACGGCGGGGGCAGCUGCAGCACCCCGUGGCACUUCCAGACCAUGGCGCUGGGUCCCAGGCUGGCAGCGUGGAAAUCCAACCUGAGGUACCUGGGCAUCUCGCUCGGGCUCCCCGCCGUCGCCGCCGUCAUCUACCAGCUGAGCAAAAGGAGGGCCCGGCAGCUCCUCUUCCCCCCGCUGCCCAAGCCCGUGGGCAGCAGAGCCAUCCAGUUCUCGGCCAGCGAAAUGAGCCAGGACAGGCCCUGGAAAGGCUUCGCUGAGCCCUCGGAGAAGUUCAACCUCGCCGAGCUGCUGGUGACGGAGCUGAGCCCCGAGAAGGAGGUGGCCGACGGCACGCGGCCCCCCACACCGCAGCCCAGCCCCAAAAAACCCAAAGAACCGAUGGAGCUGGGGCAGCUGGGCUGCGAGAGGGAGCUGCCCUUCGACUACCGGCAGCAGGAGGUGCUGAGCCCGCUGCCGAGCCCAGAACCAGCAGAAUCCAACAGGGGUCCCACCUGCGGCACCGGGUGCUCCGGCCACCAAACGUUGGAGGAGGACGUGGGGAACUCGGGGCUUCCCUGGCUGCUGGUUCCCCUCGCCCUGCUCAUCUCCGACAAACCCGUCAUCAUCAGGGACGAGGAGGGCUCGGAGCUGCUGCAGGAGAAGUCGGUGCUGUAGAGCUGCUGCUGAGUAUACCAAAGGUGCUGCCCAUGGCGCUGUGCCUGGCACAGAAAUAAAACCCAAGGGCAGGGAGCUGUGGACCCAGCUGGGGACAUUUCCUCGGCCAUGGGAAAGCCGCUUCGGGAUGGCAUUGGAGAGCAAACGCCUCGAGCCAGCCCCUGCAGGAUGGGGGCACAUCCAGCCCCAGCCGACCACCGGCUGUUCCAGGCUGUAAAAAUUAAAGAAAAAAAAAAACAAAUGCA
This is a messenger RNA of Anas platyrhynchos (mallard), 2678 nucleotides long. RefSeq names its product interleukin 12 receptor subunit beta 1 (gene IL12RB1). Gene Ontology annotation, molecular function: protein binding. The record is from RefSeq and is a predicted model, not a curated record. Lineage: Eukaryota; Metazoa; Chordata; Aves; Anseriformes; Anatidae.